Heterostelium album PN500 is the source of this 1569-nucleotide messenger RNA. Its product is annotated as myb domain-containing protein. The record is from RefSeq and is a predicted model, not a curated record. The coding region runs from base 1 to 1569 and encodes 522 amino acids. NCBI's taxonomy places the organism in Eukaryota, Evosea, Eumycetozoa, Acytosteliales, Acytosteliaceae. The transcript is spliced from 3 exons.
AUGAACCCACACAUCAAAGGAUAUCCAGACCCUUAUGAAUAUUGUGGAUCUUCACCAUCACCACCCAAUAUUUAUUCACCGAUUUUCAGACCGAUGUAUCCUUUUCAUUAUUCAUCCAAUCGUUAUAUGGACCAGCCAGCCGACGAAGAGCAAUUAGAAUCCAAGAUGAUGCCAUACUACGAGCAAACUCAACGUUUUCUUGGACGCAUUCAAUUUCUAGAGGACGAAAUCAAUCGCAAGAAAGACACAAUCGAUGGACUACAACACCAACUCUCAAAGUAUGAGCAAGAGCGUCAAGCCGAAAAGAAGAAGCAAUCUCGUUACUGGACACCCGACGAACACCACCGAUUCCUCGAGGCACUCAGCAAAAUCGAUCGUGAGCGUCAGCGUAAGCUGGAGAGCAAAGAAUCCUCCGACAAAGACGACAGAAAUAACGAUGAAUGGCUAAAAGAGGAUUACGGUGAAGAUGUCGACAGUCCUACACUCUAUGCAAAUUGUUCACCGGGUGUCCUGACACCCAACAAUCCAUUCUCUGGUCAGAACUCACCAAACAUCAAAAGAAAGAGAGAAACUGUACUCAUCACAGCAUCGCAAGCCAAGAAUGCACAAAUGUAUAAAGAUGCUGUUUUAUCUGCAAUGCCAUCCGGUUGGACAGCAAUGGACUAUGAAUAUUUUUCAAGAGGACUUAUUUCAUUUAUUGAUCAAGAUGAUGUAAAACAAUUUUUAGUUCACCAUUCAAUUGAAACUAUAGAAUUGGCAUACAAGGCAUUCCAUAAAGCAGUCAAUCAAAAACCAAAAGAAGCCAAUCCCAAUUCACCAGGUGGAAAUAACUCCAUUACACCAAACAACAGCAAUUCAAACAUUCCAAAUUCACCACAAUCCUCACUUUCACCAAAUUUAUCAACACCCAAUCUACAAUUGGUGUUACCCAAUAAUAAUGGUAACAACAACAGUAACAACAGUAAUAAUAACAUGAAUGGUAAUAACAAUAGUAAUAGUACAAAUAAUUCAACCAACAAUACACCAGAGCCAACUUCACCAACACACUUUUCACGUUCACCUUCGCUUGGAAAGCGUAGAGUUCCACCACCUGUAAAUGUAAGUCGUCCCGAGUAUCCAAUCGGACAAAUGCCACCCGGUCCAGCACCAUCUCCAUCAUCGAUGUAUGGCGGUGGCAUGACCUAUUUAGGUGGACCAAAUGGCUCACCUCCCAUGGGCAUGAUUCACCCACUCUCUCAUUUACAUCCCUCGUCGCCAUCGACACCUUCGUUGUGGCCACGUCCCUACGACAUGAGACGCUUGGAACCACCACCUCCAUCGGCACUCAUGACACCACCAGGUGCACCCGGAUACUUUAUGGGUCCACAUCCAAUGAUGAUGGAACACCAUGUUCCAGGUGACGACAACCCCAACGGUGCUAAUUCCAAUGGUCAUGGCUCCUGGCAAUCACCUUACCAUCUCGAAGCACCAAACGGUGCCAAUUGGAGUAUGAAUCACACAAUAUCCGCUCUUUCGAAUACCAAUCUUAAUAAUUCUUCUUCAUCAUCUUUAGGAGUAAGCACAGAUUAA